Molecule: messenger RNA, 4965 nt
Organism: Lycium ferocissimum
Lineage: Eukaryota; Viridiplantae; Streptophyta; Magnoliopsida; Solanales; Solanaceae
Product: NADH-ubiquinone oxidoreductase chain 2
Exons: 1
Coding region: 2757-3401 (214 amino acids)
Source: RefSeq, a predicted model, not a curated record
UCUUAGUUCCCUGAAAUGAAAUCAAUAAGCUUUUUGAUUGAUUCAGGGCGCCGCCCCCCUUCAACGAAUUAGAACCCAUUGAGGGGGGCCUCGGCCCGGGAAGGGGAGAGUGGCCGAGUGGUCAAAAGCGGCAGACUGUAAAUCUGUUGAAGUUUUUCUACGUAGGUUCGAAUCCUGCCUCUCCCACUUGGUUGUUGUAGACUUCAGAGAAGAGAAAAGAGGCAUUCGUCAGCGUAGGAAGGCCAACCGAGCGAAGCUCUUUCUUUUUUUUGGCCGUGCCGUGAAGUGAAAUUGUAUCGUAUGUUAGUUAGAGAGGUUGGCGAACUACUACGAUCUAUAGAUUUCCCAUCUAUAUCCAAUCCCAACGAGAAUAGAAGCGAGUCGCUUCCGGCCUGUCUUGUAGUCGUAGUCUUUUAGCUUAUGUAGUCGUCGGCCUUCCUACACGCAUGCGUCCGCCAGAAUGCCUCCUUGGUUCGGGACGAAGCCAAGCCGAUACAUACGAUAGGCGAAGGAAAGACCCCCAUUUCAUAGCGCCUGGGGAACGCAAGUUUGAUCGAGGAUUGGAGAGGAGAGGUGGAAGAAAGGGCUCGGGAUGGAUUUAGGAGUCUUUGUGCGAGCCGUAUGCGGUGAGAGUCGCACGUACGGUAACGAGGGGGGUUCGCGUCUAUACGUGUAGUGUGGUGCUUAGGCCUACCCACCCUAUUUGUUCCAUGAUCUAUGGGUCUACUGGAGCUACCCACUUCGAUCAAUUAGCCAAGAUUUUGACCGGAUACGAAAUCACUGGUGCUCGAUCUAGUGGUAUUUUUAUGGGGAUUCUAUUUAUCGCUGUAGGAUCCCUAUUCAAGAUCACUGCAGUUCCUUUUCGGGCGGCUGUAGGACGGCCGCCUAUAGGUGGUAGGGUAGGGUGGGUGGUACCGCUCUGCGGCCAAUCUUCCUAACCGCGCGCGGGCCGGGCUUAGAGCGCGUGAAACUCAUCACUACCUCGUAAGGGCGUUGAGACCAUAGCAUGUUACACGAAAGCGCCGCUUUCUCUGUAGUGUUGUCACACAGCUGCCCGCCUAGAAGAGCAACUCGCUCUGUAGUGUUGUCACACAAGAUAAGCACGCCGCCCGCCUGCUGGCCGGGCGAAUCGAAGUUAUCUUCCGGUCAACUGUCCACCCAGUCAAGUGCAAAAAACACAGUAGAAUCACGCAACGCACGCUGCUGGUGUGCUUCCUGCUCGCGAGGAAAGAAAGAAGAGCGACAGGGUUCAGUUCAGAUUUGACUGUUUGCAGCAUGGGAGCAGAUUCCCCAAAAAAUCCCUGGGAACAAUGAAAAAAAAAAGAUAUCUCGGUAACGAAAACUAUAGGGGGCUGUAUUGGCGAGAUCCAACGGUGAACAGCUGCCCAAAAGAAAAACCGCCUGGAAGUCCGAGGACCUUUAGUACUGUACUCUACCCCCGAACCAGCAGCCUUCGCGCCAAGCAAGACCGCCCUUGUCCCUUUCCUUUCUCCAUUCCGCCUCCUUCUUUGCUUUGUUCCAAUAGAGUCUAAGGCAAAGUGGUUCGUAUGCCUACUUUACCUACUUGACGAAAGGGAACGAACAACCUUUCAUUUCCGGGUUUAUGGAUUGGAUUCAGUCAGCCUCACGACAUAAUCAGAGUGAGGCUUUGGUUACCGGCAAACGCUUCUCCAAAGGCGACCCUCUCGAGUUUCCGGCUGUUUCCGUCAUUGAAGUAGCCUUUCGUCGCCCUACCAAACGAAAGAAGUCACUAUCAAACUGCUCGCCCUAUUGAAGUACCAAAGGUGCGCUCCGCCCGGUGACUAGGAAAUGGGUUUGCCCUUGAAUUGAAGUGAUGAGGUCGGAAAGAGGGAAGUAGGGCUCCUAUUGACUAAAGGUUGGUUCUUCGCUUUCCUUUAGAAUGAAAGUUGCUAUGAAGCCCCUCUCCUUACAGUCAAGUGGCUGAACGCCCCUACUACUUACUUUGUUUGAUUCAAAGAACAGCCCCCCCAACUAGUUGUAUGGGGUGGGGUGCUUGUGAAAAGCUGCUUUGGAUAUGAGUAAUUCCUAAAAAAAGGCAAAGUCCGGUAUUUGACGAAGAUCUUUCUAUCAAUAGAUAGGAAUGAGUGUUCGAUAUAGGGGAUAGGAUCCAUCUGCUCUUUAUCUCACAAUUUUUUUGUGAGAGAUCGAGAUUUUUUUUUCAUCGAAAACGAAGAAGGCCGAGGAUGGCCUACGGUGCGUCUUAUCUGAAGGGAACACGCUUUUUUGACCGCCGUGGUAUGAUUGCCGGGCCCUCUCCUCGUUCCGCCCUUCCUAUUGGGAUAGCAGCCUUCGGGCUUUGCCUGCCCUUUCGAAUCCAAAAUUCCGGCUCGGCCCGGGAAAGCGCUGGCAACAACUGAAAGGAAGGGGUCCAUGUAGCUGCUGUGUCCGCCCCCUUCUUAGUCAAUGGGGCACAGCAGGUUCGGCAUCUACUACAAAAGAGAGAAUCCACUUCAGAUAACCACGUCUCUGCUAGGCAGCGUGUGGAAUGGCCGAGAGCGGACCUUUUUGGAUAUAUAAUCCAAGUCGAGAGUAGAGUUACAGGAAAAGCCGUCUGAUGGAAAACGACUUUCACGUUCGGUUCAGAGAGCACUUUUUUCGUUGAGAAUUCCUCGUUCCCUUUCGUGUGAAUUCCCCAGCGGCGAAUUCAAAACUUGUGGGGCCCUAUCUAUUCCAUCUCUCGAGCCCCGAAGAAAACCCCCUACCCUUCGGACUCCAUAUAUCUUUUGACUCUAUAUAUGUGGGCACCUGAUAUCUAUGAGGGUUCACCCACCCCGGUUACAGCAUUCCUUUCUAUUGCGCCUAAAAUCUCUAUUUCUGCUAAUAUUUCACGUGUUUCUAUUUAUGGUUCUUAUGGAGCUACAUUGCAACAAAUCUUCUUUUUCUGCAGCAUUGCUUCUAUGAUCUUAGGAGCACUGGCCGCCAUGGCCCAAACGAAAGUAAAAAGACUUCUAGCUCAUAGUUCAAUUGGACAUGUAGGUUAUAUUCGUACUGGUUUCUCAUGUGGAACCAUAGAAGGAAUUCAAUCACUACUAAUUGGUAUCUUUAUUUAUGCAUCAACGACGAUAGAUGCAUUCGCCAUAGUUUUAGCAUUACGGCAAACCCGUGUCAAAUAUAUAGCUGAUUUGGGCGCUCUAGCCAAAACGAAUCCUAUUUUGGCUAUUACCUUCUCCAUUACUAUGUUCUCAUACGCAGGAAUACCCCCGUUAGCCGGCUUUUGUAGCAAAUUCUAUUUGUUCUUCGCCGCUUUGGGUUGUGGGGCUUACUUCCUAGCCCCAGUGGGAGUAGUGACUAGCGUUAUAGGUCGUUGGGCGGCCGGAAGGUUGCCACGAGUAAGUAAGUUUGGGGGACCGAAGGCAGUUCUCCGUGCACCGGACACGUAGCUUACCGAAUCAGUUGCGACACGGAUGGGAAUGCAUGCUACGAAAGAUAGGGUCGAGUCUGAUACAUCAACCGUCUACUCAAUAUCCUUGUACGAGUCCACAAUGACUACACGAGAUGAACCUUGGUUUGGUGAAUUGAAGUUGGCCUUAGGUCUAAUAGGACUCCCAGUUACUGCGCGCGAUCGUAUACUGAGGUGCUCCCCGCCGGUUGUUGGAACGACGCGAGCCGGGCCGGGUCUCGAUUCAGAAAGAUGAAGGGCCCAAAAGUCUAAAUAGGGGGUUACAAAUUCCCCAUCUCAUUGGGGGCGGAAAACGAAUCGACAUCUCGAUGUGAUACAGCCCUUUCGAUUUUAGUUGGGAAAGAACGGCGAAGUCCAUCCGAACCGUCCAAUGAAGAAUAAGAGGAGAGCAAAGCGCCAAUGGCGCGCGAAGCGCAUGCGGAACGGGCACGGAGAAAAAGAAGUGUGGAGGAGAAGCAGCCGAGCUCAUUCCCUUCGCUUCCUGGGCCCAAAGCAGUGCAGUCUUUCCUGGCCAAAUCAAGGAUUUGGGGCUUCUUGCUACGCUACAACACUAUAGAAAUCCAUUUUGAUUAGUAAUAUAUAUGAAUAGAAAGAUAGAUCCAUCCAUCUAUCCUAUCCGGUUUCGAUUUUGAUAUCUAAAAAAGAAUCGAUUUCAUUCAACCUUUGAUUCAAAGAACUGCGCUUAGCCCCCCCGCUCAUGAAACGGCUCUGCUGCAAUGGAUGGCAGAGGGUCCGUAGUACCCGAAGCACUGGAGUGAUCCAGUAGCCGGGAAGGGGCCUAGAAGUGCCUACUACUACACCACACUACACUUGGCUCUACACAUUUACAGAGCUAACCCCUGUCCAGUGCCUGGCAGAGCUAAGGGGGCUUCAAUCCUUACUCUUUAUCCCCAUCUUCGCCCAGGCUAACGGGGCCUUACUUAUUCAGGGGGGAGAGUGGAGCCUCGAAAAGCGCUGUUGAGAGGAAGAUCCUUGGCCCCUCUUCAUUCUCUACAGGGUUCCAAACCUUUCUUCAACAUAGGUGACAACGAGCCAGGCAGAGAUGGAAGAGAUCAAACACGGGAAUAAGAAGCAAGCUCGCCUUCCUUUUUGAUCAUUUUGAUAGAGGGGGAUGAAGAAAGUGGACAAAAGAGACUCGCAUUUCUCAUCGAACAAAUACAGGAAAAGAAUCAUAUUGAAAACGCUCCUAACCCAACCCCUUCCUUCGUAGAGCCCGUGUAUUGUAAGUGAUCCGAACCUGCCCGGAGCGAGCCUCCCAUAGAGGCAAGUGAAGUUGGUGAGCCGUAUGAUGGGCAACUAUCUCCUGCGGUUCGGAGAGGACUCAGCUGUUAGUUAGUACCCCCUUGGUUUCGGGGUGGACCUUUUCACUCUAUUUUAUUAUAUACGCUUAGCGAAAAGAAUGUUUUUUGAUACACCUAGGACAUGGAUUCUAUAUGAACCAAUGGAUCGUGACAAGUCGUUACUACUAGCAAUGACUUCCUCUUUCAUUACUUCAUUCUUUCCAUAUCCCUCUCCUUUGUUCUCAGUUACUCAUCAAAUGGCAC